CCUUCCCCUCAGACAGCUCCCCUGCCUGUCCCAGCCCUGUCCCAGCCGUCGGGCUAGCAGCUGAAGGAGCCUCACCUGCCUCCCUCCCCUGAGCACCAGGCUUUGAGGUCCAGGAGAAGCAGCAGAGAUGUCGAAUGAGCCGCCGCCCCCUUAUCCUGGGGGCCCCACAGCCCCUCUUCUGGAGGAGAAAAGUGGAGCCCCGCCCACCCCAGGCCGCACGCCCCCAGCUGUGAUGCAGCCCCCACCGGGCAUGCCGCUGCCCCCUGCAGACAUUGGCCCCCCACCCUAUGAGCCGCCGGGUCACCCAGUGCCCCAGCCUGGCUUCAUCCCCCCGCAUAUAAAUGCAGAUGGCACCUACAUGCCUCCAGGUUUCUACCCUCCUCCAGGUCCCCACCCACCCAUGGGCUACUACCCACCAGGGCCCUACCCGCCGGGGCCCUACCCUGGCCCUGGGGGCCACACAGCCACUGUCCUGGUUCCUUCGGGGGCUGCCACCACAGUGACAGUGCUGCAGGGAGAAAUCUUUGAAGGCGCGCCCGUGCAGACAGUGUGUCCCCACUGCCAGCAGGCCAUCACCACCAAGAUCUCCUACGAGAUCGGCCUGAUGAACUUCGUGCUGGGUUUCUUCUGCUGCUUCAUGGGGUGUGACCUGGGCUGCUGCCUGAUCCCCUGCCUCAUCAAUGACUUCAAGGACGUGACGCACACGUGCCCCAGCUGCAAAGCCUACAUCUACACGUACAAGCGCCUGUGCUAACGCAGCCAGGACUCAGGACCCCCCGCCUGUCAGUCUGGCCCCCUGUGCUUUGCUCCCCAUGCUCAGUGUCACUUCCCUGCUCCCACUUGGGGUUGGAAGCCAUGCCACCGUCCCCUGGAAGUCUUGUUCUCUUCUCCUUGCCCUUCCCUGAGCACCUGACUCUUCAGCAAAAGUUCUGUUGGAUUUCAGGCCAAGGGUCAGUGGCGGUGGGGCUGAGCUCGUGUGCCACCUGCUUGGUGUUUGUGAUCAGGCAAGUAAGCUGGAAGGGGGAUCCCGCUGGGGUCCUUGUUCCUCCGUUUCUGUACGAGGUACAGGUCCAGUCCCAACCCUUCCUCCGGGGGACCAAAAGCAGCCAGAGCCAUGGUCAUCUCCCCAGGCCCGGGCCCCAUGGUGGGGCUGUGCCUGUAGCCACAGUCAUUUUUGACCUGCUGGGCCAAGAACGGAGAAGUCGUCUGGAAUCAGGUGGGCCCAAGCCGGACAGGGUUGUAAGGCCUGGGUUUGUUUCUGGGGUACGUUGUGCCUCUGGGGUGCUAGAGGUGAGGCGUGACAGGAGUGAUGACUGCCACCUCCAGCCCUCAGAACUCUCAGGUAUAGAAACCCAGGACCCCCAACACCGUGCCCAGGAGCCCUGCGUGUAAGGUAGAGAAGACACUGGGUGAGCGAUUGGGCCCUGGUAGCCAAGAAGGAACGCACUUGCCUCUCGCCCUCUUCGAGUCAGCGGGCAGACCUCCUUUCUGGCCACGCCUGUGUGAAUCCCGCAUUGCUGGGGCCAGAAGGAAUGCCCGUGAGCGCACCCUGGUCCGUCCACCCUGUGUCCUCACUGCGUGUGGGUGUAACUUCAGCACAGGGGCUGGUGUGUCCCAGCUGGGACAGGACAUGGCAGAGAGGAGGGCCUCCUUGUGGGUGUGCCCGGAUCUGCAGUGCUGCCCCAUGAACCUGUUUCCAGUAAGCACUGCGCCGCCUCCCGCUGCUGGGCCUUGGCAGGACACACCUCUGUGCUGGGCUGGGGACAGGCUGGAGGAAUGAGCAGCCACCAGUGGUGGACACCAGCCCUGUCCUGCCCUGGGCCUGAGCCCAAACCUGUCUUUAUUUCCUGAAUGGUUUGUUUGUGAACUUGCUCACCUGGACCGCUCUAUCCUGCCGCUGUCCCACUCCUGGUCUCGCACUGCCACUGCAUGGCCUCCUGUCACUGUGAACCGUGGCCCGGUCUGUUUGUAGUUUCUCAUUAAAUCGGCCCUUUCACUCCCUGCCCUGGGCCUCUGCUCUCUU
Propithecus coquereli (Coquerel's sifaka) is the source of this 2023-nucleotide messenger RNA. RefSeq names its product cell death-inducing p53 target 1 (gene CDIP1). Lineage: Eukaryota; Metazoa; Chordata; Mammalia; Primates; Indriidae. The record is from RefSeq and is a predicted model, not a curated record. Bases 128 to 754 code for a protein of 208 amino acids. The transcript has 5 exons. Gene Ontology annotation, molecular function: zinc ion binding. Gene Ontology annotation, biological process: intrinsic apoptotic signaling pathway in response to DNA damage by p53 class mediator; tumor necrosis factor-mediated signaling pathway.